GGAUGCCGCUUUGGCAUGUUUGUCGGCGCCAUAUUGGCAUGGCUGGUCUUCAUCACUAAUAUCAGCGUCCUUGCAUGGGCUAGCCGCGCGAAGAAUGGUAGCAUAUAUACUGGAGACUGCAACAAAGUCGAGAGGACAAGCACGGUGAUUCAUUUACUGAUCAACAUCCUUAGUUCGCUUCUCUUAGGCGCCAGCAACUAUUGCAUGCAAUGCCUUUGUGCUCCAACCAGGGCGGAGGUUGACCAGGCCCACUUUCAACGGCGCUUUAUCGAAAUUGGCGUCCAGAGCAUCCGGAAUUUUCGUCUAAUAAAAAGGUGGAAGUUUAUAAUCUGGUGUUUACUUGGAGUUUCUUCCUUACCGCUUCACCUGGUAUACAACUCUGUCUUCUACUCAAGUCUAGCCAAUCACGACUACUGGGUAUUGGGAAUUGAUCAAAAACUUCCCGAUCCAACUUCGGGAGACAUUUUCAACGAGCUGGGGUGCUUAAGUGCCGAUGAAGAUACAAUAGAUCCGAUUGCACUUCGGAAGAACAUGACAGCAGAUUCCAGCAACCUUGAGCGAUUGAGUAACUCGCAGUGUCUCGACGCAUACAGUAAGGAUCUGCUUCCAGAACGGAGCAAUCUGAUCCUCGUCAUGCAAAGUAACGACACAAUCUGCCAGCAGAAAGACAGCGAACAGUUUUGCUCCUGGUCAUAUUGUGCAUACAAUUGCUCUCAAUCAUUCCUUUAUAUUCUCCAUACGUAUGGGGUUGAAAGCCCCACAUAUGACUGGAUGAUUGCUGCCGAAGCCUACGAGGCAUACGACAGGGACGAGGUCAAUGCGAAACUGGCAAAAAUAAAGGAGCACCCUGACAAUUGGGCUGUACAAGGAGUGCCAAUUAAGGGAUGUUUAAGCCAAAGAGUGGAGCCGAAGUGCCGUCUCAACUUCAGUCUCCCUCUUGGUAUCACUGCGGUAGUCUUCAACUUUAUGAAGGCUUUCUGCAUCACGAUUGUAUUGUGGUUUUAUCGGGACCAACCCCUUGUGACCGUAGGAGAUGCCGUAGCGUCAUUUUUGCUAUCUCCAGAUCCAGACACCGCAGGGUUGUGCUUAACAACCGCGAUAGAAGUACAGGAUAUCUGGGGCAGACAAGAAAACACUACGGUGAAGGCGAAAGAGGCGUACAACCAACACAAGUUAAGCUAUUCCAAAGGAGCAAGCCGUAAUGUCUGGAUAGCGUGGAUAAUUCUGACAAACUGUUACAGUUUUAUCACCUGCAUUUCCGUGACAACCACCCUCGCCAUAUAUGGCAGCACUAAGACAACGAGGGAAGGCUGGCGGAGCGGAUUAGGCGCAGUAACUGUGUCCAACAUCAUCAACGGCUGGGCAAUACCAUCCUCCAACGUUGUCGCUUCUAUCCUAAUAGCCAACAUACCGCAAACGGUUCUCUCAUUCUUGUACCUUAUCCACAACAACCUCUGGACAAGGAUGCUCCUGGCAGCAGAGUGGAGCGAUUUUGCGUACGAACGCAAAGGGCUUCGACUCUCGUCCCGGAAUGCUGAUUCGUCUCAGCGGAGCACCUACUUCCUGCAAGUGCCAUACAGAUAUGGGAUCCCCCUGAUGGCGCUCUGUACCUUGCUCCAUUGGAUGAUCUCGCAAAGCAUCUACCUUGCAGUUAUCGAUAUGUACAGCAUGUCUGAUGAGCUAAUCCCGGAGGAGAGGAUUGUGACCUGUGGAUACUCUCUUGUUGCGAUAAUAUGCACUAUCGUCGUUGCACUCAUUAUGAUGGUAGUAACAAUCAUAAUGGCGCGGAUGAAGAAGCUAAAACCGGGGAUCCCAUUGGUCGGGAGCAACAGCGUGGCGAUUGCGGCAGCAUGCCAUGCACCCACGGACGGAGCGGACCCGAGAAAACCUGUCAAAUGGGGAGAAGUA
Messenger RNA from Aplosporella prunicola CBS 121167, 1908 nucleotides. RefSeq lists its product as uncharacterized. The transcript is spliced from 3 exons. NCBI's taxonomy places the organism in Eukaryota, Fungi, Ascomycota, Dothideomycetes, Botryosphaeriales, Aplosporellaceae. The annotation marks the transcript as partial. The record is from RefSeq and is a predicted model, not a curated record.